AUGUCCUUCCGCAAGCGAAAUAUUGGCUUAUCGGCUGGCGUCGAUCGCGCUGCUAUUCCCAAUGCCUCCGCACAGCCAACUCCGCCCGAAUCUAUUCCAGGCAUUCGCCCCUCACCUGAUGACGGAAGACCGACUACUUCUACGGGAACGCCUUCACUAGAUGGACUUCUGGCAGGGCAUGCGGGUCUCCCAAUGGGCAAGAUCUUGCUUAUUGAAGAAAAUGGAACUACAGAUUUUGCGGGCGCAUUGUUGCGCUACUACGCUGCAGAAGGUGUCGUCCAGGAACAAAAGAUCCAUGUGAUUGGUGUGCCAGAGCAAUGGGGUCGAAGCUUGCCUGGUCUUAUUGGAACUGCCGAGUCCUUAGAUAAGAGGUCAGACAAGCGGAAGGACGAACGAAUGAAGAUUGCCUGGCGAUAUGAGCGAUUGGGCGAAUUCGGUGCUGGCAUUGCUGGCUCCCGUGAUGCCCCUACACCGGCCGGAGACGCUGAUGGAGCUUCAAAGCAAACGGCUUUCUGUCAUGCCUUUGAUCUCACGAAACGUCUUGCACACCCCUCAAUUACCAAUAUGACAUUUAUUCCACUCGUGCCCUCGCGAGGUUCGCCAUUCAUUCCCAUCCUCAAACGACUCCAAGACGCAAUUUCAUCUGCCGGUCCAAACACCAUCCAUCGAAUUGUGAUUCCCUCCUUGCUCAACCCCACAGCGUACCCACCCGACUCUUGUCAACCUGAGUAUGUGCUGCAAUUCAUGCACUCCCUGAAAGCUUUAAUGAGCGCACACGCAACUCGUAUCACGGCUAUGAUCACCCUGCCGUUAUCCUUGUUCCCCCGAUCUUCCGGUCUCAUCCGCUGGAUCGAACUUCUCAGUGAUGGUGUUAUUGAGCUUUGCCCAUUCCCACACUCCGCUGAUGCACUAGCGUCUUCCGGAGCUGCCACAGCUCAGGAGGAACCCCCGCAAGGAAUGUUGAAAACACACCGAAUCCCUGUUUUGCAUGAACGAGGCGGCGGGAGCGACCAAAAUGUGGGGCAAGAUUGGGCGUUUAACUUGAGUCGUCGGCGAUUCGAGAUUAAGCCGUUCAGCUUGCCGCCUGCGGAAGGUGAUCAGGAGGCGCAGGCCGCACCUGCAUCCGGUGGGAUGCCAAAGAAGUCAGACCUUGAAUUCUGA
This is a messenger RNA of Penicillium verhagenii, 1161 nucleotides long. Its product is annotated as elongator complex protein 4. The transcript is spliced from 2 exons. The coding region runs from base 1 to 1161 and encodes 386 amino acids. Gene Ontology annotation, cellular component: elongator holoenzyme complex; cytoplasm; transcription elongation factor complex. Gene Ontology annotation, biological process: tRNA wobble uridine modification. Lineage: Eukaryota; Fungi; Ascomycota; Eurotiomycetes; Eurotiales; Aspergillaceae. The record is from RefSeq and is a predicted model, not a curated record.